AUGAAGCGUGGUUUCCUGCUUACUGCGAAAGCAAAGCGCGAGCUGGCAAGCCCGGCCAAUGCCUCCAAAACGGUGACAAAGCAAAUGACGCGCGCCAGUCCACUCGCCGAUACAAGUUGUUCACAGUAUGUCGUACCUGCGUUUGCUCGUUUCAUCGAAUUUACUGACUACUAUUAUGUAGUUUCUGCAGAUGAAAUGCCUGACGACAUCUUUUCUAUGGGGAUGUCAGAUGGUAAUGAGCUGAUGAAGAAGACCAAUGAGAUGAUGAGUGCGUGGGGAUUAACUGCCGACGAUUUGAAAGGCAUGUCCUUGGCCUCGGUUCCCGAUGAGAAUGAUCCUGUCCCAUUCGCUGGCGGGUGGUCCCAGUGCCUGCUGUCUGGCUAUCUCAAGCGACGACUUGGGUCUAUUUCCGGGUUCCCCCGACCUCUGAAAGAGACGGAGGAUAAAGCCUACAACAUCUCUUCUGCACCGGGCAAAGGGUUGGGCAUGUUCGCAUCGCGCAAGAUCAAAAUGGGCGACCUCACUGCUGACGAGAGGCCUUUGAUGGUUGUACCUCUUGUCCCCGUGGGUCUAUCGGUGGCUCCUGUACGAGAAGGCAUGACGAAGGAGGAGAAGAACCAAGCUAUUCAGGAUCACAGCGAAGGGAUUACGCGUCGCGUUUUUGAGUUUAUGCAUGAGGAGAGUCGGAAGAAAUUUAUGGAGCUUCACAAUAGCCACACGGAUGAUGGGAGCGGUCCAACCAUGGGCGUGAUUCGGACGAACGGCUAUGGCCUUGGCGAUGAACUGAAAGACGAAACUGGAACUGUGGAAUUGCUAUCCAAGUCUAGCCCGGAUGAAAAAUUGAAGAAAAUGAUUGGCAAGUAUACUAGCGUCUACAACAUGCUCUCUAGGGUAAAUCAUAGUUGUUCUCCGAACACACAUCGGAAGUUCUACAUGUCUUCCUUCUCUAUGCAGCUUCGCGCAGCUCGGGAUAUCGAAGAAGGGGAAGAAAUUCUUACCACUUACACGGAAGUCCUCCUGCCAGCUGCCGAGCGUGCGAAGGAGCUUGCAUCCUAUGGCAUCCAAUGCACCUGUCGGGCCUGUCUUGACUGCACUAAAAGCGACCCCAUACGCGCCGCCGUGAGCAACCGUCCAGCCGUGAUCGUCCCCAUGAUACAACAGCGGGGCAUGCGACCCGAUGCUUGGAUAGAUCCUGCGGUCGAGAUUCUGGCGAAGAUAGAGGAGGAAGAACUCCGGGGAUCGUCUGCGUACCACAAGACGUUGCAUCAGCUAUUCAAUGCGUAUGUGCACCAGAACGACGAGAAGAAAGCGCUGAUGUACGGCGAGAAGUUGUGGUUUGCUGCUUUGGCGGCUGGGGAAAAGCAGCUCGAAACGUUUAGGAAUGCAGAGUUGAUGAAGAAGUCGCCGCAGUGGCUCGUGGCGGGGAUGACAAGGGGGAUACGCUUUGUGCAGUCGUUUAUCUGA
Messenger RNA from Desarmillaria tabescens, 1464 nucleotides. RefSeq lists its product as uncharacterized. Gene Ontology annotation, molecular function: protein binding. Bases 1 to 1464 code for a protein of 487 amino acids. The record is from RefSeq and is a predicted model, not a curated record. Lineage: Eukaryota; Fungi; Basidiomycota; Agaricomycetes; Agaricales; Physalacriaceae. The transcript has 7 exons.